GGUGAAGUGUGAAGUCACCUGUCAACCCAUCGAGAGACAUGGAGGGUUCUCAUUGUUAUCCUUUUAUUUAUGUUAAAUCACAAAAAAAAGAUGAAAAACAUAUUCAAAUAAAAACUGAAUCCUUUUGGGACCACUCCGAUUAUAAUAGUGAACGCUUCAAAUGUGAUAUGGAUGCAAACGUUAAAUGUGAAAUUGUGAAAGAGGAGCAGGAGGAAAAACUGUGUGUUGACAAUUUAUCUAGAAAAAACUUCAAUACUGAUAAUGAAGACUAUAAUCAUGAGAAUGAUAUGUUUCCAUAUCAGGAAAAUGCGAUUUUAGAUAAGAAGCAAAUGUCACUAAUACCUGAGAUACAUGACAAACUGUCUGAAAAGAAAAUUUUCGCCAUAAAGUGUGAACCAGGUUCUGAAGAAAAAUCAUCCCAUUGCACUAUAAUAAAAAAAGAAACAUUAGAGAAUGAAAAUAGCCCUGAAGUACGCCUGGCAGAUGAGGUAAAAAAAGAAAACGACUCCAGAGAACCAAAACUCAAACUGAGGUUUCCUUGUGGACUCUGUUCAAAAACUUUUUCUGCUACCAAAUCAUUGAAAUGUCAUGUAGCUGUCGUUCAUAAUAAUGAAAGGCCAUUUCAGUGUCAAAUUUGUUUGAAGAGUUUUGGCAGAAAAUCUUUCUUGAAAGAACAUGAAAAUUACCAUACAGGAGAAAAUGUAUUCAAAUGCAAAAUUUGUUCAAAAACUUUUGCAAAAAAAUCAGUGUUAAAAGUACAUCUGGAAGGUCAUGUCAAAAGGUUCCAAUGCAAAUACUGUCUGGAGACCUUUACUCGUAAGACUCAGCUUGUAAAACAUGAAAGAUCUCAUAAUGACAAACCAUUCCAAUGUGAAAUAUGUUCUAAGGAUUUUGCUCUAAAAAUUUACCUAAUAGAGCACACAAGAACACAUAGUGGGGAGAAACCCUAUGCCUGUAAAAUAUGUUCCAAGAAAUUUUUUCGAAAUUCUCAUUGCAGAAGGCAUGAAAAAUCUCACUCUGGGGACAAACCAUUCCAAUGUAAACUUUGUCAAAAAACAUUUUCAAGAAAUUCCCACUUGGUAGAACAUGAACGAACACACACUGGAGAAAAACCGUAUCAGUGUACAUUUUGUGAAAAAUGUUUUUCACGACAAUCCAAUCGGAAUAUGCAUGAAAAAACUCAUUAUGAGAUUAAACCUUAUGAGUGUCACAUUUGCAACAAGGCUUUUGCACAAUCUUGUGACUUAACAAAACAUGAAAAGAGCCACGUUAAAGAGAAAAAGCGGUUGAGUAAAGUUGAAAAAGUUAAAUGAAGGUAAUGGAUUUCUGGUACAAUGGAAAAACUAAUUCAGUGUAGCCAAUCCAGUUAAUGUCCAUAAAGAUGAAUAUGAUUGACAAGUCGCGUUACCGAAAAUGUAAUGUGAAGCUUAAAAAAAACUAACCAGUUUAUUUAGAAGAGAAGAAGAAUUUCAUCAUUCAAUGCAUCUUCAGUAUGGAAAAAAUCAUAGUUUCCAGGGCUCCUGUAUAGAGAUAUUUCAAAAUGUUUUAUACCAAAAGGUAUUUUGUCAAAACCUCUCCUUCUAUGGCACACUUGAUAAAGAAGUAAUAAUAAAGAGAACUAAUAAGUUUCGGCAUUUCCUUCAUAGAGUUGCUGAAUACAUACAUCAGUUGACACAAUUUGACAAUGUCAAGUCGGCACUUCGAUGUUUACAUUUGGGAAUAAAAUGAUAUAGGUGAA
Leptinotarsa decemlineata (Colorado potato beetle) is the source of this 1738-nucleotide messenger RNA. RefSeq lists its product as uncharacterized. The record is from RefSeq and is a predicted model, not a curated record. NCBI's taxonomy places the organism in Eukaryota, Metazoa, Arthropoda, Insecta, Coleoptera, Chrysomelidae.